Oncorhynchus kisutch (coho salmon) is the source of this 2164-nucleotide messenger RNA. Its product is annotated as probable global transcription activator SNF2L2. The record is from RefSeq and is a predicted model, not a curated record. Lineage: Eukaryota; Metazoa; Chordata; Actinopteri; Salmoniformes; Salmonidae. Gene Ontology annotation, cellular component: RSC-type complex. The coding region runs from base 674 to 1555 and encodes 293 amino acids. Gene Ontology annotation, biological process: chromatin remodeling; transcription elongation by RNA polymerase II. The transcript has 6 exons. Gene Ontology annotation, molecular function: protein binding; chromatin binding.
UUGGAGUGUAGUUCAGCCCAGUGCAAUACAAAUGACAAAAUACUCAGAAGUAGUUGAAAUACAUAUUCAAAUACAUGUAACAUGAAUACUGCCCAUCUCUGGUUGUUAUCAGGUUUCCUAGUGGAGUCCCUGAAUCAGAGCUUCAGAAUGUCUGGAAUGAAUUGUGUCUACACACACACACACACACACACACACACACACGACAUGACCUAAAACCUUGAAUUACCACCAGCAUGACAUCAUCGUGGCAGCACUGAGCUUGAAUAAUUUGUGUUCAGACUGAGCCAUGUGUGUGUAACAUGCACAUUAUAGACCACCCCUCCCCCGACCACACACUCAGCCUCCACACAGAGUCUAAUCCCCACAUGCUGAAACGUAAUGCAAAAAUCGUUCAUGAAAAAAAAUGGACCCGAUAACUUUAACAGGAUCGGGGGGAAAAAAGCGUCUGGCAACAGUCGAUAUUAAAACAUGCAGAGGCAGACGAGCUUGGGGCCUUACUGAGAGGAAUGAGACUGCAGCAGAGGGGAGAGGAGAGGGAGAGCUGCCUACUGCAGCCUGCCUGCCACACAGAGUCAGAGACAGAUGACUACUACUAUUAUCACAUGUUAUUUUCCCCCGCUCAGCUACCCGUUGAUUUGUGUAUGAAAACCUAGCGCUUUUCUUUUACUCCUGCAUGCUUGCCCCCCUUCUGGGUUUCUGCUUUUCGAGUGAUCAGCUGAUGAAGAGGCUAGCAGCUCGCCGCUAUGCUGGCUUGCUAAUUCUCUCCCCUCCAGCUGCAGCCGCAGCCCAUCCAGCUACAACCCAUUCUGAUCCACAGAGUCAGACUGCAGACUGCAGCCAGAACGGGGCCUUGGAGGACAUGGAGGAGGACAUCAGCCUAAAGAAACGGAAAGGUGAUCACCAUGGCGACAAAGACUCUGAGUCCCGAGACUCCGGCCAGGAGGCUGGAGGUGAAAAGGUCAAGAAACGCAGAGGUCGACCUCCGGCAAAGAAACUGCCCCCCAACCCUCCCGAGCUCACCAAGCAGCUUAACACACUGGUGGACAUGGUUAUCAACUACAAAGACGGGUUGGGCCGUCAGAUCAGCAAAGGCUUUGUCCAGCUGCCUUCUAGGAAGGAGGUGCCAGAGUACUACGAGUUGAUCCGCAAGCCUGUGGACUUCAGGAGGAUCAGGGAGCGUGUGCGCAAUCACAAGUACCGGAGUGUGGGAGAUCUGGAGAAGGACAUCAUACUGCUGUGUCACAAUGCCCAGACCUUCAACUUGGAGGGAUCUCAGAUAUUUGAGGACUCAAUCGUUCUCAAGUCUGUUUUUGAGAGUGCACGACAGAGGAUCGUCAUUGACGAUGAGGAGAAAAAGGACAGCACUGCCAUCUGUGACGAUGGAGGUCGAGACAAUCAGUUUGGUUCAUCAGAAGUGAAAACGGUGACAAAGCAGGUGAAACAGAGGAUGAAGAAAGAAGAGCGGAGCAGAAAAAUGAAGGUCAAGAAGACAGUCUACAGUGAUGUAGACAGCGAUGAGGAUCUGGAGGACAAUACAGCUAAAGAUGAGGGUUGACCUGGAGGACCAAUGCUAGUUCAUUUAUCCUCUUUCUUUUCUCUCCGCUGUCACUGUUUUUGCAAUGCAGCUUAUUAGUUCUCACCUUGAUAAAGAUUUGUCUCAUCUCAAGUCAAGAAGGCUACUCAAAGAAAGGAAUUUACAUACCUAAUGAUGUUGGUCCUCAAGUAAUUCAUGCAGCCUUAAACUUUCAUGUCUCUUUACUAUUAUUUUGCCUUUUUGUUCUUUGGGAUUUUAUGGUGUUGCUCUCUUGGUCCUCAUAUGGAAGCUAUUGUGUGUAUCCUUAAUGCUUAACCAGAGGUUAUCUCCACCCUCUUUUUUCAUGAAUUGUUUUUGUAUUUGAAAAUGUUAUUACUGUAUGUGUGAAAUGCCUUCAUACGUCUUGGAGCAUGAUGAUGUAUUUCUGCUAAGACGGAGACCGCCCUCAGAGAGUGGCGCAUGUUGAUGACAUCAAUAUAUGUUGUGUUACAGGUGUGGGAGAUGGCAGAAAAUGGUUGGUCAGUUCUUCAAUAUGACUAGGAUGGACACUACUGGAUUGUUUCAAAUCUCAAAAUGUGUGGAUUUAAAAUGAAAUAUGAUUCUGUAAUAAAACUCCAAAUGGGAGAAUUG